Messenger RNA from Cottoperca gobio, 2972 nucleotides. RefSeq names its product para-nitrobenzyl esterase. The record is from RefSeq and is a predicted model, not a curated record. The transcript has 11 exons. Lineage: Eukaryota; Metazoa; Chordata; Actinopteri; Perciformes; Bovichtidae. Bases 109 to 1896 code for a protein of 595 amino acids.
AGGAAAGGGACAUGCGCGCGCUGCUCAGAGCAGAAGUAAAUGCGUCAACUGUAGUUUAGUGAGACUUUACUCUUCCAUGUGUUGCGUGUUUACAGGACAUGAGUGAAGAUGAAUGAAGAUGCCUUCGAGGUCCCGGAGAGGACCGAGUACCGCUACCUGGUGCAGGAGGAGGACGAGGAGGAGACGCAGUACGUCCGGCACAGACACUACAUCAGCCCCCUGCUGGUGCUCUCCAGACGCUGCAUCGUCCUCAUCUGCCUCGCCGUGCUCGCUCUGCUCUCUAUCGCCACCUACCUGGCAUACGUGGCCCAGACGCUGCCGCCGGGCGUCAUCCAGGUGUCAACGCACUGCGGCGAGUUCAGAGGAAGACACAAUAAUGGAGCCUACUCCUUUAAGGGCAUACCCUACGCCGCUCCACCCAUCGGUCAGCUGCGUUGGGCCCCCCCGGCCCCCCCGGUGCACCGGGAGGGGGUCAUGGACGCGGGCCGCUUCCGCAGCGUGUGCCCUCAGGUACGGCCGCUGACGGGCUCGGGGAAGGUGAUGGGCCAGGAGGACUGCCUCUUCAUCAAUGUGUGGACGCCCACGCUGCGGCCGGAGGACAAGCUGCCCGUCAUGGUCUGGAUCCACGGAGGAUUCCUGCACAUGUUCAGUGGAGGAGAGGACGGAUACUCGCCCACGGAGAAGCUCGCCGCCGACACGGGAAUGGUCUACGUCAGCUUCAAUUACAGACUCAACGCCUUCGGAUUCAUGGCGCUGGAGAUACUGAGAGAAGGCUCUCCGAAAAACACCUCAGGGAACUACGGCUUCAUGGACCAGAUCGCAGCUCUGAAGUGGGUCCAGACCAACAUCCACAUGUUUGGAGGAGAUCCUGCCAAAGUCACCAUAUUUGGACAGAACUCAGGUGGGACGUCCGUCUGGACCAUGAUGACGUCUCCGCUGGCGAAGGGUCUCUUCCGCGCGGCGGUGGACAUGAGCGGCGCGUACGUCUACAACACGCCGCUCCAACGUGCCGAGUCCGACAACCUGGCGUUCCUGAAGAAGACGGGCUGCGGAGAUCUGAGCUGCCUGCGGCGCCUCUCCAUCACACGCAUCCUGCAGGCCGUCCCGUGGCAGGAGCUCCCCUCCUGGGCUGCGGAUGAGAAGACGGACCUCCCUGUCAGAGGGCGCUUCAUCGGUGCCGUCGCGGUGGUGGACGGAUACGUCCUCGAAGCUCCACCGUUCGAGGUGUGGGAGAAGAAAGGAGAGCACAGCGACGUCCCCUUCGUCAUCGGGACGAUGGAGCAGGAGGUCGACUACAGACCCCCGGCUGGAAACAUCUCCUCCUGGACCUGGGGGGACUACCAGUGGUCGGUAACAGAUAAACUUCGGUCCUUCAGUGAGACUCUCCCUAAAGAGGCGUUGGACCUGUAUCCGAGCUCCGCACGCUGCCCCACCACAGACCGCUGUCCGGAGCGGGCCUACACCACCAUGGUGUCCGACAUCAGGGCCACCUGCCCCAACAACGACCUGGCCUGGAGGGCUGCAGCCGCCCUCGACAGUCCCGUGUAUCGAUACGUGGUGACACACACCCCGUCCGGACCGGUCAACACGUCCGGCGUCCUGCUGCCGUUCCCCAGCCGCUUCUCCUUCCACUGCCUGGACGUCGUGACGUUCUUCGGCGGGCUGGAGUCCGUGCUGGGGAAACCUCUCUCUGACGGAGACAAGAGCUUCCAGGAUCUCUUCACACGCCACCUCGUCAACUUUGCCAAAACAGGUAAGAUGGCGGAUGAGUGGCCAGAAUACCCAGCAGCCACUGCUCUCCUGUCCGACAGGCUGUCCACGGUGCAGAACUACUCAGCUGUUCGGUGUCAGCUGUGGAAGGAGAACGGCCUUUACGCGUACGCCUGGACCAACUGACCCCAGGCUGCUCUUCUGAGCACUUAUUCUGCUUCACUGGACUUCACUAAAAUCACGGCUUUGUUAAAUAAGAAACUCUUAAAGACACUCUGCAGGAUUUGCAUCAUUCGAAGGUCGAGCGAGCGAAAUCCAAGCUGCAGGCUGCAACAUCUCUGCAGACACACUCAUCACACACUCAUCACACUCACACCACUUCCGCUGCUGUGGGUCAUAAGGGCUUAUUCUUGUAUUGUACAGUAUACAUACUAGUAGAGGUCAGAACGUGUUAUGUUCUUGUAAUGUGGCUGAACUGUAACGAGCCGUCUGCUGACUUCACUCUGGGCGUUAACAGGGAAGCAGCUUGAGGGAAACAUGGGGUCAGGAUGUGUGAGGGAAAUAAAGAGUGAUGUUGUAUGUUAGGUGUGAAGUGUGAGGUGUGAAGUGUGAAGUGUGAAGUGUGAGGUGUGAAGUGUGAGGUGUGAAGUGGGAAGUGAGGAAAGUGACAUCAAAGUCUUUGAUUUGAUUGUGAAAAGAAAACUAAUGAUGUUAAAUAUACACAAGUUCAGUUUCCUUCACUAAAGUUGACGAGAGUUUCUAAAUUCAGGGAGAUGACCGACGUGAGAAAUGUCAAACUUUUUCUUUUUGUGACGUUUGUGUCGUGUGAACGUGUGAACGUGUGAACGUGUGACGUCCUGCUGUUUGCACUGAUUCAUAACUUCUUGUCUUUGCACUUUCCUGUGAACAUUAUUCUAUUACAUGAAUAUUUCAUUGCACUCAGUUUAAAUUCACAAAUGUAACUCGAUCUAAAUCACAGUCACGUGCACCGUGUGGUCGUGUUUAACCACUUGUGAGCUCUUUAUUACUGGUUUAUGGUUUGCAAACAGUAAUUAUGAUUACGUCGUCAUGUUUUGUUGUUACAGUGACAUUUCUUCACUUAUUAUAUGCUCAAUAAAUUGACACCACAAGAAUGAAUUUAUUUGUUUUGCACGCUGUAUUGUUUUGUCUCCAGAAUUUAAUUUGAGAUAAAAUGGUUAUAGUUAUGUUUUGAUGUUUCAUUUUGGAUUUAGUUUCAAGUUAAUAAAACAUUUUGGAUUUAU